CCUUUUUUCACUGUUUUUUCUCGUGGAUGAAAUUUAUUAAUUCCAUGUCAGAUUGGACUAUUUUUAUUCCUCACAUGUGAUGAUACCUCUUUAUCUGUUUUUUUGGAUAUUUUAAGGAACUGGUAUUUCCUUUAUUCUUCAUCUCUUUUUUAAGGUCACAACUUUCUCUUAUUUUAACUCCUGAUGCCUUUUGUCAUGUCUGACAAAUAUCUAGGCAGGAGGCUGCAAGAUGCUGCCGAGGCGACGGAUGCCAUGGAUACGGCAGCUGCAGCAGCAACAGAAGGAGGAGAUGGAGGUGGAGGUGGAGGUGGAUUGGAUUUGGGACGUGGUGCACAAAACUUAGCUAACAAAUUUGUAGACAAACUGAAUGAACUUCCAAUACCUAUGUGGGCAAUCAUUGCAAUUGCCAUAGUUGCUGGACUCUUACUACUCUGCUGUUGUUUCUGCAUAUGCAAGAAAUGCAUAUGUAAAAAAAGGAAAAAGAAAGAAGGAAAGAAGGGUCUGAAGGGAGCAGUUGAUCUUAAAAGUGUUUCCAUGCUCGGAGCAAGUUACAAGGAAAAGGUACAGCCUGAUGUUGAGGAUUUAGAUGCUGGUGUUGAGGAUCAGGAAGAUACAGAUUCUGUGAAAUCAGAACUGAAGUUAGGAAAACUUCAGUUCUCAUUAGACUAUGACUUUCAAGAAGGAAAGUUGAAUGUUGGAGUGAUACAGGCAGCUGAUUUGCCUGGUAUGGAUUUCUCUGGCACUUCAGAUCCAUACGUCAAGGUAUACCUUCUACCAGAGAAGAAGAAGAAAUUUGAGACUAAAGUGCAUAGAAAGACUUUAAACCCAGUCUUCAAUGAGACAUUUACAUUCAAGGUGCCAUACAGUGACAUUGGAGGCAAGACUCUGACCUUUGCAAUCUUUGAUUUUGAUCGUUUCUCUCGCCAUGACGUGAUUGGUGAAGUGAAAGUUCCUCUAAAUACUAUUGAUCUGGGACGUGUAAUCGAAGAAUGGCGUGAUCUACAGAGUGCAGAGGUUCCAGGUGGCGAGGGUAAAUCUGAGUUGGGUGAUGUUUGUUUCUCUUUACGUUACGUACCGACUGCUGGUAAACUGACGAUAGUUGUACUGGAAGCAAAGAACUUGAAGAAGAUGGAUGUUGGUGGAUUAUCAGAUCCAUAUGUCAAGCUGUCUUUGUACAUGGGUGGGAAGCGUCUAAAGAAGAAGAAAACCAGUAUCAAGAAGAGAACGCUGAAUCCAUAUUACAAUGAAUCAUUUGUAUUUGAAGUACCAUUUGAGCAGAUACAGAAAGUGACGCUAUUGGUAACUGUGGUGGAUUACGAUCGUAUGGGCAGUAGUGAGCCAAUCGGUAAAGUUGUACUUGGAUGCAAUGCGUCUGGUGCGGGACUAAGACACUGGAGCGACAUGUUAGCAUCGCCACGACGACCAAUUGCACAAUGGCACACACUUGUAGAACCAGACGCAUAAAACAAGAUGGCUGCCAACAUAAUGAAAAAAACUAGUUGCUAGGCGACCUGUACUUACUAAAUCUAAUUUAAUAUAUUUAUUAUUGUUUUAUUCUGGCUUAAUUACUACUUCAGCUGAUAAAACAAAAAUAAAUUAAACAAAAUAUUUAUUGAGGAGAACGUAAAAAGCAUGUUACUGAAAUCAGCAGAAAUGUUGAUUUACGAUUUUAUGAUAAAAAAAAAA
Saccoglossus kowalevskii is the source of this 1686-nucleotide messenger RNA. RefSeq names its product synaptotagmin 1. Gene Ontology annotation, cellular component: synaptic vesicle membrane; axon; dense core granule. Gene Ontology annotation, biological process: calcium ion-regulated exocytosis of neurotransmitter; synaptic vesicle endocytosis. Gene Ontology annotation, molecular function: clathrin binding; calcium-dependent phospholipid binding; SNARE binding. The record is from RefSeq and is marked provisional. NCBI's taxonomy places the organism in Eukaryota, Metazoa, Hemichordata, Enteropneusta, Harrimaniidae.